This is a messenger RNA of Hydra vulgaris (swiftwater hydra), 1602 nucleotides long. RefSeq names its product metallophosphoesterase domain-containing protein 1. Gene Ontology annotation, molecular function: hydrolase activity. NCBI's taxonomy places the organism in Eukaryota, Metazoa, Cnidaria, Hydrozoa, Anthoathecata, Hydridae. The record is from RefSeq and is a predicted model, not a curated record.
AUAAUAUGAGUCAUAAUAUUAUUAUGUGUAAGUAAACACUGCAUAACUUGUCAGUAAAACUAUGUCGUAUAAACCUGCGUUACAAAUAACAAGAAAAGGAAUCUAAUAAAGAAGUGUCUACUGUGACAAAAUACCUUAAUCGAAUGGAAAAGCAUGGAAACACAAACAGUACCGUUAAAAUUAUUGUUAAUGCUAUGACUGCAAAUCCAACUAAGUUGUGGGAAAAACUGUAUGUACAUCAAAAAAAAGUUCAAAAAAAACUAAAUGCACUUGAUUUUACAGCAGUAAAACCAAGAAUAAAGGAUCAUACUCGAUUUGUUCUUAUAUCUGACACUCAUAAUAAAACAAAACAACUAGAUUUACCUGAAGGUGAUGUUCUAAUUCAUGCCGGAGAUUUCUCAAACGUGGGCAAAGUUGAAGAAAUAGAUCAUUUUAACGAAUUUCUAAAUCAGCAUAAAAACAAAUAUAAGCACAUUAUUGUUAUUAGUGGCAAUCAUGAGUUAUCCUUUGAUCCUAUUACAUUUGCUAAAAACUCUACAAAUAUGUAUAAAACCAAUCUAAUUGGCAGUACAGAAAUUAAAAAAAGACUAAAAAAUUGUACAUACAUUGAAGAUGAAGCCCUUUACAUUAAUGGUUUUAAAAUAUAUGGCUCUCCAUGGCAGCCUGAAUUUGGUGGUUGGGCAUAUAAUCUUGAGCGUGGUGAAAAAUGUUUAGAAAAAUGGAAUAUGAUUCCUGAUGACACUGAUAUUUUGAUUACUCAUGGACCUCCAUUAGGCUAUGGUGAUUGUUGCUCUUCUGGUUUAAGAGCAGGUUGUGCAGAGUUGCUUUCUUCUAUUCAACUUAGAAUAAAACCAAAACUACAUGUGUUUGGACAUAUUCAUGAAGCAUACGGAGUUUGGACUGACGGAACAACAACAUUUGUUAAUGCUUCAAUAUGUGAUUUACAAUAUAAACCAAGUCAUCUUCCAAUCAUUGUUGAUCUCAAAACACCUAUUGUUCAACAUAAUUGAUGUAAUACCUCAUAUCUAAUAUGUGUAUGUAAAUACAUACAGGGCCUAUUCUAGGAAAAAAAUUUGGGCGGCGGUACCCUCUCGGGUAUAACCGGAAAAUCGGCGAAACCGCAAAAAAAACAAUAUUUGCCGUAAAAAAAUGUAUAAAAAAAAAAAAGUCCCCAAAUUUUAAUUUGGGUGGCGCCCAAAAACGGUCGACGCUAUCGAAAACGGUCUAGAAUAGCCCCUGUAUAUAUCAGAGCCGACGACAUCGGAGAAGGAGGGGGGGUACGUGCCCCCUACUUUUUUUAAAGACCUUUUUUUUUAUUUAAAAGAAAAUCCUAGAUAUAGAGGACUUUUUUUAAAAAUUGACGAUUGUGCCCCUCCACUUUGAAACCCGUGUCGUCGGCCCUAUAUAUACAUAAUAGGGCCGACGCCCUAUUAUGUAUAUAUAGGGCGUCGUAAAUAAAUAACAUACUAUAAUCCACUAUAUACUCUGUAUUUGUUGUUGUUGGUAAUAUUGUCAUAGUAAAAUUGACGCACACUUGAUUUUUGCUCACUGAAAUUAAUGUAAUAACUAAAAUUUUAAAUUAAGAAUUAAAAAUGACACAAA